Rodentolepis nana is the source of this 2145-nucleotide messenger RNA. The record is from the annotation of a GenBank genome assembly. NCBI's taxonomy places the organism in Eukaryota, Metazoa, Platyhelminthes, Cestoda, Cyclophyllidea, Hymenolepididae.
AUGGCUGGCGAACAUAGUGAUGUUUUGGAAAUUGCUGAUCUCCUUUGCGCUCCAAAAAAAUUAGAUAGAGAUCGUGGCGAAACUUUAUUAUUAGGAAGGGGAUUUGAAUCAAAUGAACUUAAGGACAUAAUAGAAUGGAUCAUGGAAAAGUCUGAUAAUUUGCAUCAGUGGGAAGAUCUAUUUGGUGCACUGACGAUGUCUAAAAUCUUACUCGAAAAAGUUCCAACUAACAGCCUGGAUUUAUUUAAUUUCAGGGAAGACAUGAUUAUCAAGUUACCUGAAGUUGACUGCAGUUGGGAAUAUCGAGUUCGUAUUGCAGCUGGAGAAUUAAUGGGGAUUCUUUGCAAACUUGGAGGUGUCGACGUUUUUAAAAGAUUUCUCCCCCGAAUCAAACAGGGCAUUGUGGAUAAUUUAAACCGCGACCCACUUAAUCCUGUUAAGGAACAGGAAGAAGCGCAGAAAGAACUUGAUUUGGUUAUGGAUACUAAUCCUAAUUUAAGCAAGAGUUCUCUAACUCUCUUCCACGAUACAGCCGGUUGGAAGAAUCUUGAAACAUGGAUGAAGUCUCUCCACUACUGUGUUGAAGGUCUUGGGUCCGAGCGCUUUAAGACUUGCUGUGACCCAGAAAUCAUCACUAUCGUGUUUAAGGCUGUUAAUCACACCAAUAGAUUUGUUCGAGAGACCGGCUAUGACGUCAUGGGUACCAUCAUUCAAAAUCAGGGUUGUGGUGGCUCUGGUGUAGGUGAAGAUGGUCAAGAAAAUGUCUCCGAUUACAUUCGCGUGGCGCAGCAGCUGAGAACUGGUCUUGGAGAUAAUUGGAGUCGUGUAAGAAUGGCAGCCCUGAGAACAACUCGUCUUUUGUUUGAGGUUUCUCCACCUCCUGGUCAAACUCAUGAGGGGGUUUAUCCAAUCCUUCUGCCUCCGCUCUGUCUAAAUCGAUACUAUGUUGCAGAGGGUGUCAAAGUUUUCAGUCAACAAACUUGGUGUAAAGUGACGGGUGGACGGGGUCGUGAAAUUCUUACGGGCAUUAUCGUGCCUACUCUUGAUUACUAUGUGGAACAGAGCAGAGCAGAUAAUCAUGCUAUUCGUGAAGCAGCCUGCGCCUCUAUGGCCGAAGUCGGUAUCAAGCUGCCUCGGGAUGCCCUUCAUCCCCACUUGACCCGUCUCCUUGAAGCCCUGACUACCUGCUUCGCUGACGAUAGUUGGCCAGUUCGUGACGCCGCCUGCAUUGGCCUUGGUAACCUGGUUUCCAUGUUUCCUCAAGAGACUCGUGAGGCUGGCUACAAUGAUCUUAUGUCUCAACGUUUUCUCCACAACCUUGUUGAUUGCAUUCCGUCAGUGCGUGAAGGUGCUGCAGCGUCGAUUGCCAAAGUCCUCCAGGGUGCUAAUGAUUCGGAGCUGGAAAAGGUACUUAUGAUUCUCUGUGGAUAUAUGUGCGCUGUGGUAACUGAAACUAGUGGAGUUAAAGUAGGGCAAUUAUUUCGGUAUUUUUUUCAUCUACAGAUGUAUCUUGAGUUCGCGGAAAAGCAGAUGGAUGAUAUUGUGAACCAGCCGAAGGAUUCCAAAGGUGCUUCCACAAUGUCGCGAGGUCCAGGAGGAGCCAACGUGAUUGUCAAAAAGAGUACUGAUGCUCACGACCCUAAACAUACCAAUCAGGUCAUGUACUCUUGUGGUUCUCUUGCUCCCGGCGCAAAGAAAGGUGGCAGUGGUUGCUGCAUGGACGACACUUUCCAACGACCCAGUCAACCCUGGGAGAGGGCUGAUGGAGCAAUUCGUCUAAUAGGGGAGAUGGGAAUUCACGCUCCCCAAAAGGUCACUGACAAACUCCUGGAGAAGAUGGUCACUGCAGCCUCGCUAACACACUAUCCUCAUUAUCCCUAUCUUCUUGAAACCGCUUGCUAUACAAUAAAGGCACUCUGCGAAGGUCAGCAGAAAUCAGACUUCAAGCGCAACUUGGAUUUCCUUUUACCAGUCCUGGCAUGGGCUGUUUCAACUGAUCAGCCUCUUCCAAUUGUCGCUGCAGAGGAAUGCUUAGCAACACUUAGCCAAGUUCUCGGUCCCACAGUCCUCCGUUCUCGUAUUGAAGGCCACUUGGAGUCAUCUACUGUUCCUCGUCUUCUCAACCACCUGCCUGGAAGGUGUUGA